Molecule: messenger RNA, 4334 nt
Organism: Stegostoma tigrinum
Lineage: Eukaryota; Metazoa; Chordata; Chondrichthyes; Orectolobiformes; Stegostomatidae
Product: adenosine deaminase 2-like
Exons: 9
Coding region: 773-2323 (516 amino acids)
Biological process (GO): inosine biosynthetic process; adenosine catabolic process
Molecular function (GO): adenosine deaminase activity
Source: RefSeq, a predicted model, not a curated record
GCCUGGAUAUAUUGUGCGCACCCCGGGGGUUUUAACGUCGAGUUUGUUUAAUAAGGCUGGUCUGUGGAUUUUGGGAAGGAAUGACUGGGGUGGGGAGAAAACUAUCCAUUGAAUAAUCGAGCUAUUCUUUAGUUUCCUUCCUUGCUAUAUUAAGUUCCUGCACUUUAGAAUUGGUGUCGAGAGCCUUAUCGUUUGUUGUUUAGUUGGAGGUUGCAACUAGUGGUAGAGUGCGCGAGCGUUUCUGUUGGAUCACCCAACGUUCCAUUCCCAGAAUCUCCGCGUUCUAAACGGUUGUUGUUGUUCUGGAGCCCGCGCUCGGGCUAAAACCUUCCUUACUCCCCUAAGACAUCCCCAUCCCCACCCCCACCCCCUUCCCUGGGGAAAGGGCGAGUGACACCGUGCACCGCCCAUCCAUUUCAAUGCUGUCGCCUGCCAAAACACCCAGUCCCUUUACUUCGGUGUUUGAUUGCGUUAAAUGUAUUCGACUUCUUAUCCUUGCCCCCGAGUAAUCAGCAGAGAUGUGACUGCUUUUUUUUAAAAAAAGUCACCCUUCUGUCAUGGGCAUCAGGACACAAGUGACAAUUUCUCUUUACGUGGGUGCACGCGUUUCCUAUAUCAAAUAACAGUCCAGUUACUUCAGCUGUCCCCUUAAAGGGAAGUACAAGAUCUUUGCAGAAGCGAAAGUUGAGUUUAUAAUUGAUUGCACGUUUCGUGUUCUCGUCAGUUCUCGCUAACGUUUGAAUAUUAUACAGAACCGUGUGGUCUUUUGAAAAUGAAGGCACCAAAUUUCAGAAAAGAGGCAGCUGUGUUUUCCUUUUUCUUUUGUUUGUUUGCGGUGUGUCAAACGUUUCCAACUCCGGCCGACCGAGCUAGUUUGAUAAAACUGGAGCAGUUCCAAUUUACAGGCGGUAAUCUCCUCUCGACUGAAAAAGAACUGCAGGUUAAUUGUAUACUUAAGAGAAUCAAAGCAAAGGAGAUAAUGGAAGGAAUGAAAACUGGUAAAUUUGCCCCAGCUAUGCACUUUUUCAGAGCAAAAGAAUUAAUUGAACAAAGUCCAGUUUUUAAAAUUAUACAGAUGAUGCCCAAAGGUGCUGGUUUACAUCUCCAUGAAUAUGCCUUAUUGAAUGUGGACUGGCUUGUGAAGAAUGCCACUUAUCUACCUAAUUGUUACAUUUGUUUCACACCUGUUGGAGGCGUCCAGUUUCAUUAUUUCAACAGAAACCAACAGAAAAAGAUGGUGAAUUGCUCAGAAUGGGUUUUGCUUGAGCAAUACAGAAAUCAAAUUCAAAAUGUCACAGAAUUUGAUAACAGUCUAAUGAGAAAUCUUACACUGAUAACGGAAAAUCCAGAAGAAGCCUACCAAUCGCAAAACAUCAUUUGGCACAGAUUUUCUGAUGCAUUUGCUGCUGCUAGCAGCCUCAUUUCAUAUGCCCCAGUAUUUAAAACCUACUUCUAUGAAGCUUUGAAGGAAUUCUAUCAUGAUAACGUACAAUACAUAGAGAUACGAGCAUUGCUGCUACCGGUCUACGAACUUGAUGGAACCUUACAUAACAAGAGUUGGUCUAUUAUGGCUUACCAGGAGGUUUCAAGACAAUUCAAAAAUGAUAAUCCUGAUUUCAUGGGAACUAAAGUGAUUUUUUCUGUACAUAGAAAAUUGAAUAAUGCAGAAAUGAAGAUUGCAGUACAUGAGGCCAUGGAACUUUACAGUAAAUUCCCAGAGACAAUGGCAGGCUUUGAUAUGGUUGGCCACGAGGAUGCUGGGCACCCGCUAUGGUAUUUCAAGAAUGAGCUAUUAAUUCCAGCAAAACUUGGAGUUAAGCUGCCGUACUUCUUUCAUGCGGGGGAAACUGACUGGGAAGGCUUACAUGUAGAUGAAAACAUUUUGGAUGCACUGCUGUUGAACACAAGUCGAAUAGGCCAUGGCUACAGCAUAAACAAGCGUCUUGCGGCAAAACAGUUGUCAAAAAAGCUUGAAGUGGCGAUAGAAGUGUGUCCAAUCUCAAACCAGGUGCUUAUGUUGGUGAGUAAUCUACAGAAUCACCCAGCUGCAGCCUUAAUGGCAGAAGGUCAUCCCAUGAUCAUUAGUGCUGAUGAUCCAGCUGUUUUUGGGGCUCGUGGUUUGUCGUAUGACUUUUAUGAAGCUUUCAUGGGAAUAGGAGGUUUAAAAGCUGAGCUGACAACAUUGAAGCAGUUGGCUCUGAACGCAAUCAACUACAGUGCUAUGUCUGCCCAGAUGAAAGCUGAAGCCAUCAAACUCUGGCAAGAAAAGUGGGAUCAGUUUUUGGAUGUGGUGCUUAUCAUGUUCAACAGUGAUGAGCUGUGAGAAAAGAUUUUUUAAGAGGAAGGUUUUGAUGUUUUAAAUUAAUCCUUACUUAGAAUAGGUUAUCUGGCAAUCUUGAUGUGGCUACGGAAGAAAAUCUUGAAUAGUGUGUUGCAUGAUCUCAGGAUAACUCAAAUGUGCUUUACAGCCAAUUAAGUUAUUUUGGCAUUCUUUAUUAUAAUGUUGGUUCCUAUGUAUAUAUUUUGUAAAAGUUGGUGCAUAUAUAUCUAUUUAGGCCAUACUUUAUAUUCAUUCGGCAUAUGUUUGUGAAGAAUGAUUUAUACUGAUUUGUAAAUGUGAAUUUUCUCUAGUAUGCUUAAAAAACAGCCAUCCAUCCUGAUUCAGUUCCUGUUCCUAUAUAACUUUGAUCUGGUACCAUCAACCUUCUUGGCUCCAAUGAUAAGAUCGUAAGAAAUAGGAGCAGGCUUUGGCCAUUCAGCCCAUUGAGCCUGUACCACCCUUCAAGGAUAUUGAACCUAACUCUUUCUGGCCCUCCCCAUAACCCUUGACUUCCCUUAUCUAAACAUCUGGCAAUAUCAGGACUAGCCUAAAGAUUUGGAACUUUAGUCCUUUGCUAGCUUUGAAGCUGAAAUUCCUUUUUACAUCCAUUCAGUAGCAAUACUGACUCACCUCCACUUCCUUUAUUCAUUAACAGGAUGAGGGCAUCACUGGUUAGGCAGCAAUUAUUGCCCAUCCCCAAUUGCUCAGAGGGCAGUUGAGAGUCAACCAUAUUGCUGUGGAUUUGGAGCCACAUUUUGGUCAGACCAGGUAAGGAAGUCAGCUUUUGUGCUCCUGAGAUGCUACUCGGCCUGCUGUGUUCAUCCAGCUCCACACUUUGUUAUCUUGGAUUCUCCAGCAUCUGCAGUUCCCAUUGUCAUUGAUCCUGAUGUGGGUUUUGCUGACAUGAAGCCAUUUUAGAUGUGGAAAGUUGUCAUGCUCAAAAACAGAGGAACGUUUUGGAAUCUAUCCUUGCACUCUAUCUUGAACCAUAAUUAUUUCUCAGACAUUAAUAAUGUUAGUUCCAUUUUUAUGUAUGACUUGUGGAAAAGAAAGAAAUGUUUAAAUUCAUUUAUCCUGUCAUGUACAUUAUUGAGAGGAAUGUUCACUGUAAGAACGAUCCUGUAACGUGGCCCAUGUAAGGUUAUACACAAACUGCACUGUCACCUUAUUCAAUAAAGUUCGCAGGUGUUUGCAGAUUGAAUACAUGUUGUUCUUUAUGAAAGCAAUGAUAUAAUGUAGAAAUUACAUGCAAAAUUUAACGUAUUUUAACAGCUGUUAUAUGCAUUUGUAAAUGCAUGUGACUUUAAAGAUAGGUGAAAGACUAACUGUAUUAUGUGUUAAAUGUAAUACAGUUGUCAAAUAAAAGUUGCCAAAAUCUUUCAUUUACUAUAUAAAUAUUUGUGUAAGGGCUUUUACAUGGCAGAGUAAAGAUUCAGGUUCCUCAUCAUUUGUAUUCAAUUAGAAUCUCUGCCAUCUGCAUGGAUAUCUAUUCAUCCCAGCAGGAUAAGGAGUUAUUCAUUCAGCUGAGUGUGAGGAACCUGAUUAAAUGACUACUGAGAAAGGGGGUCUGUAAUAUAAGUAAUGAAACAUUGCUCAAAUGGAUAGUUUUUUUUUGAGUAUUCACCGAUAUGGUAAUAGGACUGUUGACAAAGUGAAAUGUUACUGCUUGCUUACUAACAUUACCACGAGGUGAACAUGAAUAUAGUGUCCAACUGCAGUAUGGAUGAGCAUAUGGCAUGUUAGUUUAAAACUGAAAAACACUUAAUUGUGCUUUGAUGAACCAUUUUGUGUCAAUGGCACUAGACUGCUGAUCUGCAAUUGGAUAGCUCUCCCACCCCUGAACCUUUUACUUUAUUUUCAUUGAAGGUAACCUCCAGUUGAGUUGUACAACUCAUCCCCAAUUACUCUUAUUAACUGAUAAAUUUCAUAUUAACUGAUAAAAUAGAUUUUGCUUUCCUUGAAUAUAGUUUACUCUAUUGAAAUUCAGAAGACAGUGGCCUGGAAAUUCAGUGAU